AUGACUACAACAAUCUUCAAGCACAUCGACACCUCAACCUACUCUGGAAAGCCUUGGACUAAAGUCGACGGCCCUGGCUCUUCCUUCCAACUCAAAGAUUACGACCGCCUAGUCCACAACAUCCGCGGCAAUGAAACCUCCUUCGAUACCAACAAUUCAGGCUUCGCAGUCUACAACGACCCAGCGAAAGAGAAGAGCUUCACAGAUGAUGCAGUGGUAAGGAGCGACUACUACCCUGAAGUAGAGUCUAUGCUACGCAAGCAGUUGUCCGGUAUCAAGAAAGUCGUCAUUUUCGAUCACACUAUCCGCCGACGACAGAAAGACGCCCCGCGCCAACCUGUCCAGCAGGUCCAUGUUGAUCAGACACCUGGUGCAGCGGAGGUACGAGUUCGCCGACAUCUGCCAGAAAAUGAAGCGGAAGAGCUUUUGAAGGGCCGCUAUCAAAUCAUCAACGUCUGGCGACCAAUCGAGAACCCGGCUUCGGACUUCCCACUUGCGGUCGUUGAUUGGCGAUCAACCACCCCUACCGACUUCAUCCCUCUAGAUCUGAUGUACCCCAAGCGCGCCGACAGCGUCCACGACGACGACGAUCGCGGGAAGGAAAAGCUUCCGGAUCCCAACUCUGCCUCCUCAAUCGAGGGGUACGAGGUCAAAGGCGAGACCAUGGGUGUGGCUGCCAACGAGCACCACAAGUUCUACUACAUGAAGGAUAUGACGCCUGAUGAGGUUAUGUUGCUUAAGUGCUUUGAUUCUUUUGGAGAGGGGAUGCCGAUGGGGAAGAAGGGGUUGGCGGUUCGGACGCCGCAUACGGCUUUUAUUGAUCCGAAUACGCCCAAGGAUGCACCAGGAAGGCAGAGUAUUGAGGUCAGAUGUCUAGUUUUCUAUGAGUAA
Messenger RNA from Recurvomyces mirabilis, 891 nucleotides. RefSeq lists its product as uncharacterized. The transcript has a single exon. NCBI's taxonomy places the organism in Eukaryota, Fungi, Ascomycota, Dothideomycetes, Mycosphaerellales, Teratosphaeriaceae. The record is from RefSeq and is a predicted model, not a curated record. Gene Ontology annotation, molecular function: oxidoreductase activity. Bases 1 to 891 code for a protein of 296 amino acids.